Paraglomus brasilianum is the source of this 924-nucleotide messenger RNA. The record is from the annotation of a GenBank genome assembly. NCBI's taxonomy places the organism in Eukaryota, Fungi, Glomeromycota, Glomeromycetes, Paraglomerales, Paraglomeraceae.
AUGUGUUCAAAGGAAGAACAACCAGAAACCAUCGAAGCUGCCUCGGCGAUCCCCAGACAACCCGUCCAGGAGCAACCGGGCCUUCAACACGAAUUAAAGCCACAACCAUUAGUUCAUCAUUUGCCCACAGAAACCGAUAGUACGUUGCAUCCAUACAAGGCGGCAGGAAAAUUGGAAGGAAAGAUUGCAUUGAUCACAGGCGGCGAUUCGGGUAUCGGCAGAUCUGUGGCUACAUUGUUUUCAUUGGAAGGAUGCAAGGGAAUAGGAAUUGUGCACCUGGAAAAAGAAUACGAGGAUGCACAAGAGACGAAACGCAGGAUUGAAUCACAAUCUCAAACAAAAGUUGUUUUGAUUAGCAAAGACGUUGGUUUCGAAAAGAAUGCCAUCGAUAUUGUCAACGCAGUCGUCCAAGAAUUCGGUCGAAUCGAUAUACUUGUCAAUAAUUCCUCCGAACAGCACAUUGCCUCGGAUAUCGAGAAAAUCACUGCUCAGCAAUUGGAAAGGACAUUCAGAACAAACAUUUUUGGAAUGUUCUAUCUUGCCAAGCAUGCUGUUAAGCAUAUGAACAAAGGCAGCAAUAUUAUAAAUACGACAUCCGUGACUGCGUACAACGGUAGUCGACACCUUGUAGACUAUGCUUCCACAAAGGGCGCAAUCGUAGCUUUCACGCGAUCACUCGCUCUCAAUCUUGUUUCUCGUGGAAUUAGGGUCAACGCCGUUGCUCCUGGUCCUAUUUGGACGCCGCUGAUUACAGCAUCAUUUCCGGAAGAUAAGAUGGAAACCUUUGGAAAGAAAGUUCCUAUGGGACGUGCUGGUCAUCCAUCUGAAGUUGCCCCAUGCUAUGUAUUCUUGGCUAGCAAUGACUCGAGCUACAUGACUGGACAGGUCUUGCAUCCAAACGGAGGGAGUAUUAUUAAUGGAUAA